Messenger RNA from Miniopterus natalensis, 3272 nucleotides. The record is from RefSeq and is a predicted model, not a curated record. NCBI's taxonomy places the organism in Eukaryota, Metazoa, Chordata, Mammalia, Chiroptera, Miniopteridae.
UUCUUCAGGGCUUCAGUGGGGAUGUGCCUCCUGGCACACCUGUGUGCAUCUUGGCACCAGUGGGUCGCUCCCUGACGGCAAGCCCGUCCUUGUUCUCAGCCAGGCCGCCCCUCAGGUGUUUCCCUUCUCCAGCCCUCAUUCUCUGGGGCACACUGCGCUCUGCCCCCUGCCACAGGCCAGCCCCCAGCAAGAGUGCCACAAACGUCCCUCCUCCCGGGAGACCUUUCAUGUCCCACCAAUAUUUCCUCUGGAAAUGUGGUGCUCACACAGGGUCCUGAUGUCUAGGGUAGUUUGGAGUCUAAGGUUCCCGAUUUUGGUCCAAGAUCUUUCCCAUUCCUCCCUCCCUCCACUAAAGUUUCUUGACUACCCACCCUGUACCAGACCCUGUGCUUGAUGAUGACCCUGGAUGAUGAGAGGCCACCAAGACAGACCAGCCCCCGCCCUCAGAGCAGUUACAUCUAUUGGGGGUGGGUAGGGAGAGGGGAGGCAAUAACCAGAGUUUCAUGACUGUGUAAUGAACUCAGUCACCACCUCCAAGCCCCUCCUGCCAGACAGUUAAGGGACCAAGCAUCUGGGGCCUCCCUGUGGGACUUCAGACAACCUGUCCCCUGGGAGUCAGUCUGCACAGCUAUAAACGGGUCAGCCCUGCCACCUUGAGGUCCUAACAGAGGACUGGGCCCCAGUUAGAAGCCUGCUCUGAUGCGAGGGGUGGGUUUGCCAUCAUUUGAGGCCUAGCUCUCCACAUGACCCCUCAUCCAAGAAGCUUUCAGAAGAUAAUUCAACCCUCCUGAGUUCCUAUGGCCUGUAGUUCUCUCUCCUGCAGGAGCCCAUCCCCUUGUCAUUUGCAUUCUAAUGCUGUGCAUCCAUAUAUUAUUCCCAGCUGGGAAAGGGCACGAUCUUGGAGUCAAGUGGACCCAGCUGUGUGCACUUAGGCCCAAUGUCAACUUCUCUGAGCCUCAGUUUCCUCCCAUUCAAAUGUGGACAAUAAGAUUGAUAUUUGGAGGCUGUUGUGAGGAUUAAAUGAGAUAAUAUAUUGAAGCAACUAGCCCAAAGCUUGGCACAUGUAGCAGCCAACAGCUGGACUUAAAUCCCUCUCUUUGUAAUGUCUGUCUUUUCACAGGCAAACCUUUAUUCAAAUCCAAGCUCUGCCACCGAUGGGCCUCGUGACUGUGGAUCAUGAGUGUCUUGCUGUUCAUCGAGCACUCCGUGGAGGUGGCCCAUGGCAAAGCCUCUUGUAAAUUCUCCCAGACAGGCUACCUCAGGAUUGCUGACCUGAUCUCCAGCUUCCUGCUCAUCGCCAUGCUCUUUGUCAUCAGUGUGAGCCUGCUGGUCGGUGUGGUCAAGAACCGGGAGAAGUAUCUGCUGCCCUUCAUGUCCCUGCAAAUCAUGGACUACCUGCUGUGCCUGUUCACCCUGCUGGGCUCCUACGUGGAGCUGCCUGCCUACCUCAAGUUUGUCUCCAGGAGUCGGUCUCACCCCUCCAAGGUCCCACUGAUGACCCUGCAGCUGCUGGACUUCUGCCUGAGCAUCCUGACCCUCUGCAGCUCCUACAUGGAAGUGCCCACCUAUCUCAACUUCAAGUCUAUGAACCACAUGAAUUACCUCCCCAGCCAGGAGGGAAUGGCUUACAACCAGUUCAUCAAGAUGAUGAUCAUCUUCUCUGUCGCCUUCAUCACUGUCCUCAUCCUGAAGGUCUACAUGUUCAAGUGCGUGUGGCGAUGUUACAGACUCAUCAAGUACAUGAACUCAGCCGAAGAGAAGAGCAGCUCCAAGAUGCUGCAGAAGGUGGUUCUGCCGUCCUACGAGGAAGCUGUGUCUCUGCCAUCCAAGACUCCCGAGAUGGGCCCAGCGCCUCCCCCAUACUCCGAGGUGUGACAGUGCCAGGCCCCAGCCCUGGUGCUGGGAGGGGCGGAGCUGCCUCGCAAUCCCCUUUUUCGCUUUGGUGGCCCCUAUGGCCUGGGAGAACCACCCGGCUGACUUCAGGACAACCUGCUUGUGUACCACUUGCUGGCCUGCUUUUCCUACGGGGCCUGGGAGAUGCUUGCAACUGGGUCAACCCUUUAGGCUAAAUGAUUCCUUGGGUCUCUCAAAGAUUCGGUCCAACAACACCUGGCUUAUUUUGAUCAGCUCUGACAUUUGUUUAAACAAUUGGUCAUUCUAAAUUCAUUGAGUUUGGUUAAAUAACGUUCAGCUUGACCAGUUUAACCAAGCGGCUGACAAAUUAAAAACACGUGCACUCACUUGUCAGUUCAGUAAAAUAACUUAGUCAAACUACAGCAGUCCGUUGCACUGGUUUGUAAAUAGUUGUCAGUUCACACAGCAAUUAGUGACAUGACCAUCAAUUAGUCUAUAUGUUCACUUCUUCAAAUAGCUUGCUAAAUAGUUAUUGAGUCAGCCAACCCAGUCCAUUUAGAAUAGGGAUUAAAUUCAAUAAUAAAAAAAUCAGAUUGCCUCCCAAACAAUCCAAUCCAAUCCAAUCCAAUCCAAUCCAAUCCAAUCCAAUCCAAUCCAAUCCAAUCCAAUCCAAUCAUCCAGUCCAAUCCAUGGCUGCCCACUCUGGUCCAUUCAGUACUUCUGAGUGGCUGAGGAAUUGUUAAUUCAAGUGAAAAUUCAGACAGUUGCCAAACCGUCAUUCAACAGCUAGUGCCAGGAAAUAGCUGUAGUUUCAAUAAUCAUACAGUCCCUUGGAGCACACAUUGUUUUGUUUAAGAGUUGUUAUCAUCAAUGAUCAGUGACUCGUGGCCAGAGCAGUCACAUGGUCAAAGCAGUCACAUAGCAGUGGGCUCUGUGAAAUGGGUCGCCUCAACCACGGUCACCUCUAGUAACGAGCCGUCAGUCCAUUCCACAGCCCAGUCCAUCCAUCACCAGUUUGGUUGUAGGUGACCUGGUUCUGCCCGACGCUUGUGGUCAAGCAGAAAUUCAGCCCUGAAAUCAGGCGAAUCCAUUUGUUGGACUAAAUCCACAGGUUAGCUCAUUCAAAACAGGCAAACCCUUCGUGGGUGCAGACCUGGCCACGGGGGCUGCUGUUGCUGGAACUGCAGGGAAGUUUUGGCCCCAACACUCCCUCUUUUGCUCGCUUCCCGGAGGACUGGGGCUCCUGAGGGAGCUGACUCGAAGGUGGAGAUGGGGCGACAGGGGCAGGCUCUCUGGUGUCUGUUAGGGAGGUACAAAGGGAGAGGGCUGUGCAGGAGGCUCCCCGCCAACACCCGCUCAUGGAUUGCUUUGUGUGUGACGGGGAAGACGUUUUAAUAAAGCAGUGACAUGCUUCUCUC